Molecule: messenger RNA, 2949 nt
Organism: Lathyrus sativus (Indian pea)
Lineage: Eukaryota; Viridiplantae; Streptophyta; Magnoliopsida; Fabales; Fabaceae
Source: the annotation of a GenBank genome assembly
AUGGGUCCUCUUAUCAUGGAUACCAUCUUUGAUCUCAUUGAAGAGGCUAAGCUCCGUUUUCUCUGGUGGUCUCUUUGUAUUUUCGCCAUUUCCUAUUUCUUAACUCAUACAAGUAAAUCAAUGUGGAUGAAUCUACCAAUGUCCAUUCUUUUUUUUGCGGGUCUGAGGAUUCUUGUGAACAAGGUGGAGUUUCGUUGGAAGGUUCAGUCACCUAAAUUACAAACUUACCUAUCUCAUUUGGAGAAAAAGCAGCUCCCUCUAGACAAUGAGCGCAUCUCUACUUCACUUCCCCCUCCCAAAUGGAAAAAAAAGAUUGAUUCUCCUGCAGUGGAGGCUGCUUUGAACGAUUUCAUUGAUUUAAUAUUGAAGGAUUUUGUUAUAAAUAUGUGGUAUGCCGACAUUACUUCAGAUGGGGAGUUUCCUGAGCAGAUACGCGACUUAAUCAUGGACGCUAUUGCCGAAAUCACAGUUAGGGUUAAAGAGAUUAACAUUGUUGACUUGCUCACAAGUGAUAUAGUUGAUUUAAUAAGCGAUCAUAUAGACCUCUUCAGAAGAAAUCAAGCUGCUAUAGGUGUUGAUGUUAUGUUAACACUGUCUUCUGAGGAGAGGGAUGAAAGAUUGAAGUUCCAUCUGUUGAACUCCAAGGAGCUUCAUCCAGCGCUUAUAUCUCCAGAGAGUGAGUACAAGGUUCUUCAGCGGUUAAUCAGUGGAGUACUAGCUACGGUACUGAGAAAACCAGAAGCUCAGGUCCCUGUCAUUCGAUCAAUAGCUCGGGAAAUUGUGACUUGCUUGAUAUUGCAACCUAUAAUGAAUUUGGCAAGCCCUGCGUAUAUCAAUGAGCUGAUUGAGUCUCUUCUACUUCUCCUUAAUGACGGGGAUAUAAAUUGGCUUCGCUGUGGUGAUCAGAGUUCAAAUGCUCCAACUCACAAUCAUAAUAACGCAUCCUCUGCUGAUUGGGCACAAAUGUUGGAUGCAGCAACUCAGAGAAGAACCGAAGUUCUUAUGCCUGAGAAUCUUGAGAACAUGUGGGCAAGAGGAAGGAAUUACGGAAAGAAAAGUCGUAAAAAUGCCAAAGCUGGAUCUUAUGCAAAAGCAAAACAUUCUUCUGCAGAUAACUCACUCUUUGAUAAACAUUUCGCUCAUGAAACAUUAGUGACUAAACCUGGUGAAACAUUGCAUACCGUGGGCUCAGAUUCCACACUAUAUAAUGUAAUCGCAGCCGUGUUGGAGUCUUCAGCAGAUAAUGACAAGAAUUUAUCUUUUGAAGCAGAUCAUCAACAAGUUGACGAAGCGACUGAUAUCAGGGAUCUUGGCUCUAAUAAACAUAAACUUCCACUCAGGAGAACCGAAAGUACUUCUGUCUUGGGAGCCCAAUCACAUAAAGGUGGGCUCAAUGUGUCCGAGUGCCACUCCCCUGAUUUUAAGAAGCGUGAAUGGUUUUGGGGAAAGACUGCUUCUGAGAUGGUUAUUAGGAAAGAGGGACAAGGUGUUCUAAAGCUUCGGUGCCGGGUGAUGGGAGCCUAUUUUGAGAAACUUGGCGCCACUUCUUUUGCUGUAUAUUCAAUCGCAGUAACCGAUGGGCAAGAAAAAACAUGGUUUGUAAAAAGAAGAUACAGGAACUUUGAGCGAUUGCAUCGACAUCUAAAACAUAUUCCUAACUACACAUUACAUUUGCCUCCCAAAAGGAUAUUUUCCUCAAGCACAGAAGAUGCCUUUGUACAUCAGCGUUGCAUUCAACUUGAUAAAUAUCUCCACGAUCUCCUGUCAAUAGCUAAUGUUGCUGAACAACACGAAGUAUGGGACUUCUUAAGUGUUUCCUCAAAGAAUUACUCUUUUGGGAAAUCUUCUUCAAUGAUGAGGACCCUGGCAGUCAAUGUAGACGAUGCCGUGGACGAUAUAGUACGGCAGUUUAAAGGUGUUUCAGAUGAUUUAAAGCGAAAAGUUGUCACUACAUCAUCCCCUACUGUGGAAGGUUCUUCUACAUCUUUCACUUUGAACAUGGAUGAAAUGGAAAGUAGUAUUCCGAGGAAAAGUGGUGUAGAUAGUGUGUUGUGCUCUGAUAAUGAGGAAGGUGAAAAAGAAUUGAAUCACGGACGUGAGAAUAUCGAUAGAGAAGUAGGAGAAGAUAGCGCGUGGCAUUCUGACAAUGAAUUGAGCUCGAAGGAUAAUUCACAAGGGGUAACAAACCAUGGUAAUGGGCCUGGUAACAUGGAUCUUGAUAGAAAACACGAUGUUGUGAAUGAAGCAAAGGUUGGCAAGGAUGUUCCAACUACAAAUGGAAAUCUAGUUCAUGAUAAUCCGGACGACCCAAUUGGAGUGCCGCCUGAGUGGACCCCUCCUAAUGUGAGUGUCCCUAUUUUGAAUUUGGUUGACAACAUAUUUCAGCUUAAGAAAAGAGGCUGGCUAAGGAGACAAGUUUUUUGGAUAUCAAAGCAGAUACUACAGUUGGUGAUGGAAGACGCAAUUGAUGAUAUACUCCUGACUGAGAUUCAUUGGCUCAGGAGAGAGGAAACCAUCGUCCAAGGAAUUCGGUGGGUCCAAGAUAUCCUCUGGCCCGGUGGCAAGUUUUUCUUACGAGUUCAGACCCCUCAGUUGUUUAUUGGUGGUGGUGUAAUUGAUCAGAAGCCUUUACAAAGUGAAUCUGGUGGAAGUAACGAGCCUAAAUCACAAACAGGAGGGUAUUUCGAGGAACAACUAGAAGCUGCUCGUAGAGCAAGUGAUGUGAAGAAACUUCUCUUUGAUGGAGCUCCGGCAGCCUUAGUCAGCUUAAUCGGGCAGAAGCAGUACAAACGUUGUGCCAGUGAUAUAUAUUACUUUAGUCAGUCUUCUGUAUGUGUGAAGCAACUUGCUUAUGCAAUCCUUGAACUUCUCCUUAUAUCCGUAUUCCCCGAAUUGCGCAAUGUCGUCAUGAGUGUUCAUGAGAAUAUGCAUGUUCAUCGGCCUGUAUAG